AUUAGUAUUAGUAGUCAAAAUUCUUGGCUUAAUCUCGGGUUCUAUUGUAUUUAAUGGCCUUCUCUUACCCAAUAUUAUCUUUUUGUAGUUUUAGAUAGAUAAGAAAUGGCAGCUACAGUUUCAGAGGCGAAAGAACUGGUUUCUAGGCUUUGCCAGCAGUUUUAUUCUCAAGGAUGGGUUUCCGGGACUGGCGGCGGGAUCAGUAUUCGCGUCCCUAGCAAGCACUGCUUUGUUGUUGCACCGUCUGGCGUCCAGAAAGAGAGACUUUCCUCAGAAGAUAUGUAUGUAAUUUCCGAUGUGGAUGGCUCCGUUAUAGAAGCUCCCGUGCAGAAACCUUGGCCUGCGCGAGCUGUUAAGUGUAGCGAAUGUUUGCCCCUUCUUACUUCAGCUUUUGAGCUAAGAAAUGCUAACGCGGUGUUGCAUUCUCACUCAAUUGAGUCUGUGAUGGUAACUUUAUUAGAAGCUGAUUCUACCGAAUUUCGCUGCACAAAUUUAGAGAUGAUUAAAGGUAUUAAGGGACACGGCUAUGCUGACAUGCUGGUUGUCCCCAUUAUUGAGAAUACACCCCGCGAGCAUGAACUUGUCCAUGCUUUGAGGAAAGCUAUAUUGAAGUAUCCGCGCUCAAAUGCUGUACUCGUGCGUCGUCACGGGGUUUAUAUUUGGGGCGAUGAUUGGAUUUCUGCUAAAACGCAAGCGGAGUGCUAUCACUAUCUUUUCCAAGCUUACGUAGAAGCCAGGAAGUUUAAUAUCGACGUGUCCAAGCCGCUCAGUGGAACUUCCAGCGCGGGGGGUAUCAAACGGAAAAAGUCCGAAAAGCUAAAUGGUGGGCUGGCGCAUGCCAUAAGUAGUCAGCUGACCUCCACGCCUGAUCCACCCUGCGCAGGUCCCGUAGAGGCGAUUGUGCUGGACAUAGAAGGCACCUCUCAGUUUUUUUAUUUUAGAACUUUGAAAUUUUUUACUUUGGGAAAUUAA
Zophobas morio is the source of this 972-nucleotide messenger RNA. RefSeq lists its product as uncharacterized. The transcript has 6 exons. The record is from RefSeq and is a predicted model, not a curated record. Bases 106 to 972 code for a protein of 288 amino acids. Gene Ontology annotation, molecular function: methylthioribulose 1-phosphate dehydratase activity; metal ion binding. NCBI's taxonomy places the organism in Eukaryota, Metazoa, Arthropoda, Insecta, Coleoptera, Tenebrionidae. Gene Ontology annotation, cellular component: cytoplasm.